CCGUUCCCCUCCCUCGCCUACUCCAAUCGCCCUGAUCUGGAUCGGGGUGUUACAACCUGCGGCGGCGGAGUAGGUAGGAUGCCGAAGAGAGCGGCCUCCCGAGCGCCGAUACGCUGCCGUCGACGGAAGCGUCCGAGAUUACCUCACGAUCCGUCUCGCCCCGCGUUCGAGGCGCAGAUCCGAUCUCGGGGAAUCAAGCGAAAGAGCGAUGUGGUUGAAGCUUGCUCCUCAACCGCUCAGACGAACACUUGUUGGGGAUCAAAGCGCGUGCGCACCGCCCUCAGUUCUACUACUACGCCUGCGCUCUCCGUCCGCUCCCUAACCCCCUACCCCAAGUGGUGGUGGCGGAGCUUACAUCUGCUGUUAUUAUUCUCCAGUCCAAAGGCGCUUUCCGGCCUUGACAGGCGCGUCCAUCUAGCAGUUGAUUUUGGUCGAGAUUACUGUUGGAAUCACACCCGUUUAUUCGGAUCUCAAUCUGAUUCAUUCAGUAGCUGGGGAAGGAGGGACUGGCCGAACAUUGGCGGGGACGGGCCGGCCGGCCUGAUUGCGGAGCUCGUCUUCGCCAACGACGUGGCCGACUACAUCCGCUUCCGCGCUGUGUGCCCGCCGUGGCGCCGGUCCUCGCUGGACCCACGCUUGGUAGGUGGCCUGGAUGGCCGCUUUCUCCCCCGGCGUUGGAUCAUGCUUGACAAGGCCAUCGCUACCAGUCCCUGCUGUUACGGGCUGUUCAAUAUCUCCACCGGUGAGUGCAUUAAGACGGACCUCCCGGAGCUUGCGGAGCACAAGUUGCUCGCGCUCAUCCCCGAGGGUCUCCUCCUGCUGCUCCACGAGCCCACCCUCCUUGCCCGUCUUCUUAACCCGCUCACACGCCAGCUCACCGACCUCCCGCCGGUGACCGUGCUGCUGACGCUGGAGCAGCAGCGAGUUUGGCGCUCAGGUGUUGGGUUAGGAGACACCAUCUGGGUGUGUGGUGCUGGUCUUGCAGACGCCUCCACAGUGGUUGUCUGUUUCAGUCGCCCCAAGGGCGUUUCUACUGCACCGUGGGCAGAAAUGUCAUGGUGUUGAACAACUCUGCCUCAGAUCAGAAACUGGUGACCGCUGUUCAGC
Triticum dicoccoides is the source of this 1107-nucleotide messenger RNA. RefSeq lists its product as uncharacterized. The record is from RefSeq and is a predicted model, not a curated record. Bases 79 to 1065 code for a protein of 328 amino acids. Lineage: Eukaryota; Viridiplantae; Streptophyta; Magnoliopsida; Poales; Poaceae. The transcript is spliced from 2 exons.